Messenger RNA from Aspergillus chevalieri, 1179 nucleotides. Its product is annotated as sugar transporter family protein. Lineage: Eukaryota; Fungi; Ascomycota; Eurotiomycetes; Eurotiales; Aspergillaceae. The transcript is spliced from 2 exons. Gene Ontology annotation, molecular function: secondary active monocarboxylate transmembrane transporter activity. Gene Ontology annotation, cellular component: plasma membrane. The record is from RefSeq and is a predicted model, not a curated record. Gene Ontology annotation, biological process: plasma membrane lactate transport. The coding region runs from base 1 to 1179 and encodes 392 amino acids.
AUGCUGCGAUCCGUGGGCGCCAUUAUCUUCGGAAUCGCUUCAGACAGAUGGGGCCGCAAAUGGCCCUUCAUCGUCAAUAAUAUACUGUUUAUCGUCCUUGAGCUAGGUACCGGCUUCUGCCAAACCUAUAAGCAGUUCCUGGCCUGCCGAGCCCUCUUCGGAAUCGCCAUGGGUGGCAUAUACGGUAAUGCUGCAGCUACCGCUCUUGAAGAUUGUCCUUUGGAGGCUCGUGGGAUUGUCUCUGGUAUCCUUCAACAGGGAUACGCGUUUGGAUAUUUGCUAGCGACAGCGUUUUCGCGUGCCUUGGUUAAUACAACCUCGCAUGGAUGGAGACCGUUUUACUGGUUUGCGGCUGCUGUUCCGGUAUUGAUCAUCUUAUACCGUCUGUUUCUUCCCGAGACCGAGGCGUUCAGACGGCGACAAGAAACUCGAGCUGAGAUGGGAGGAGUGACUUCGACUUUUUUCGAAGAGGGUAAGGUAGCUAUCAAGCGGCAUUGGCUUAUCCUGGCUUACCUUGUAUUGUUGCUGGCUGGGUUCAAUUUUAUGUCUCAUGGAUCCCAAGACCUCUACCCGACUAUGCUCGAGAAACAAUACAACUUCUCACAAGACGCCGUCACUGUAACCCAAGUCGUCGCCAACCUUGGCGCCCUCUCUGGCGGCACGCUCUGCGGCUGGGCGAGUCAAAUAUUCGGUCGCCGCUUCACAAUCAUUGUGAUAAGCAUAAUAGGCGGUGCCAUCCUCUAUCCCUACACUUUCGUCAAAUCCGAGCGCAUUAUGGCAGCGGCCUUCUUUGAGCAGUUCUGCGUCCAAGGUGCUUGGGGCACUAUACCGAUCCACAUGAUGGAACUAUCUCCCGACUCUAUCCGUACGUUUGCGGUGGGUUGCGCGUAUCAGCUGGGAAAUCUUGCUUCGUCUGCUAGUUCGACGAUCGAGUCUACUAUUGGUGAACGAUUUCCGCUGCCACCAGUUGAGGAGGCGUCGGAUCGAUACGAAUAUGGAAAGGUGAUUUGCAUUUUCAUGGGAUGUGUGUAUGGAUAUGUGAUCUUGAUGACCCUGGCGGGUCCGGAGAAACUAGGGCGACAGUUUGAUGUCGAGCAUGAUAAAGAUAUGAUUGAGGUGAGGGAUGCAAAGGCUGAGAGGGACCCUGAAAAGGCCGUUUCACAACAGCAAUCAGAUUAG